This is a messenger RNA of Nycticebus coucang (slow loris), 7410 nucleotides long. It is a transcript of the gene LUZP1, whose product is annotated as leucine zipper protein 1. The record is from RefSeq and is a predicted model, not a curated record. Lineage: Eukaryota; Metazoa; Chordata; Mammalia; Primates; Lorisidae. The transcript is spliced from 4 exons. Bases 314 to 3529 code for a protein of 1071 amino acids.
AGUCCCGGGAAGCCGGAGGAGGCGCCGGCUGCUGGGAGCUGAGCGCCGGAGCCCUUGGCGGGCGGGAGCGCGGGCCCGGGCCACAGAGGUUAAGAGGCAACUGCCAUUGAAAUAUAGUGAGUGACUCUGUCCAAGACAGCAAGCAUCAGGGAAGCAGCCAGAAGUAUUGACGGAAAGCUUAAGUUACCUAAAUGUCAGAUAAUGAUCUCCACCUGCCAAAGAAGUUUGUGGUUGCCAAGAGAAAGGUAACCAUUUCUCAUCCCCUUGAGUGGAAUUGGAUGCCUCUAGUAGCCCACAUUGGCUGGCUGUAGACAUGGCCGAAUUUGCAAGCUACAAGGAGACUGCCUCUAGCCGCCACUUGCGGUUUAAGUUACAGAGUCUAAGCCGCCGCCUUGAUGAGUUGGAGGAAGCCACAAAAAACCUCCAGAAAGCAGAGGAUGAGCUCCUGGAACUCCAAGACAAGGUGAUUCAGGCAGAAGGCAGCAACUCCAGCAUGUUGGCUGAGAUUGAAGUGCUGCGCCAGCGGGUUUUGAGAAUUGAAGGUAAAGAUGAGGAAAUUAAGAGAGCAGAGGAUCUGUGUCAGCUGAUGAAGCAGAAACUUGAAGAGGAGGAAAACUUAACUCGGGAGCUGAAAUCUGAGAUUGAACAGCUUCAGAAACGAAUGGCUGAAUUAGAGAAGCUAGAGGAAGCCUUUAGCAGGAGUAAGAAUGACUGCACUCAGCUUUGUCUGAGCCUGAAUGAGGAAAGAAAUCUGACCAAGAAAAUCUCCUCUGAGCUUGAAAUGCUCAAAGUCAAAGUGAAAGAACUGGAAUCUUCCGAGGACCGCCUGGAUAAAACUGAGCAGAGUUUAGUGUCGGAGUUAGAAAAACUGAAAUCAUUAACUCUGAGCUUUGUAAGUGAGAGAAAAUACUUGAAUGAAAAGGAGAAGGAAAAUGAGAAAUUGAUAAAAGAACUUACUCAAAAACUAGAGCAGAACAAAAAAACGAACCGAGAUUAUACAAGGAAUGCUUCAAAUCUGGAAAGAAAUGACCUACGGAUUGAGGAUGGCAUCUCUUCUACACUACCGUCCAAAGAAUCAAGAAGGAAGGGUACUCUGGACUACCUAAAGCAGGUGGAGAAUGAAACAAGAAAUAAAUCAGAAAAUGAAAAGAACCGAAAUCAGGAAGACAACAAAGUCAAAGACCUUAACCAGGAGAUUGAGAAACUUAAGACUCAAAUUAGACAUUUUGAAUCUUUGGAAGAAGAACUUAAAAAAAUAAGGGCCAAAAAUAAUGACCUUCAAGAUAAUUACCUAAGUGAACAAAAUAAAAACAAAUUCUUAGCCAGCCAGCUGGAGGAAAUAAAGCUACAAAUCAAGAAACAGAAAGAAUUAGAAAAUGGAGAGGUAGAAGGGCAAGAUGCUUUAUUGUCCAGCAAAGGUAGACAUGAGAGGACUAAGUUCAGAGGCCACGGGAUUGAGGCAUCUUUGUCCAAGCACACAUCCCGGGAACUCUCUCCUCAGCAUAAGCGGGAAAGGCUCCGAAACAAGGAAUUUACUGUCAAUAAUGAAAAUUAUUCUAUAAGCAACAGGCACGUUUCUUCUCCCAGUUUCACCAACAGGAGGGCAGGAAAAGCUUCUAAUAUGGGGGCAGGUACAGAUAGUGGGACUCAGGAAACAAAAAGAACUGAAGACCGAUUUGCAUCUGGGUCUUCUCAGAGUGAAGGGAAGAAGUCCAGGGAUCAGCCAUCGGUACUCAGUCGCUACCCCCCAGCUGCUCAGGAGCACAGUAAAGUUUGGAAGGGGACUCCCAAGACAGGCACUGAGAGUGGAUUGAAGGGAAAAGCAGAGAAGACAACACGAACAUUUAGUGACACAACCCAUGGGUCUGUUCCCAGUGACACAUUGGGUAGAGCUGACAAGGCUUCUGAUACCUCCUCUGAGGCUGUCUUUGGCAAGAGAGGACAGGUGCCUGGCAAUGGAAGUCAAAUAACUCAGGCUGCAGACUCUGGCUGUUCUAAGGUCACUGGUGCUCUGGCUUCAUCUCGAAGAUCCUCCUCAGAAGGGCUGUCUAAAGGCAGAAAGGCUGCCAAUGGCCUGGAAGCUGAUACCAGUUCCCCAAAUUCCAAAGCUCCUAUUUUAUCAAAGUAUCCCUAUAGUUCUAGAAGCCAAGAGAACAUCCUUCAGGGCUUUUCAACCCCCAAUAAAGAAGGAGUUGACCAACCCGUAGCAGUUGUGAUAGAAGACAGCAGUCAGCACGAAGCUUUGAGGUGUCGAGUCAUCAAAUCUAGUGGCAAAGAGAAGCCAGACUCAGAUGAUGACCUGGAUGUGGUAUCUCUUGUUACUGCCAAGUUGGUAAACACAACCAUCACUCCAGAGCCAGAGCCCAAACUACAGCCUAACUCUAGGGAAAAGGCCAAAUCCCGAGGGGGUCCUAAGAUCUCCCCAUUUGAGAAUGAUAAAGAUACGGGAAUAGAAAAUGAAUCUGUGAAAUCUAUCAGAGCCUGUACCAAUGCCAUGGAAUUCCCAGAUCCCAGCAGUGCUGGGGUAAAAAGCCAGAGGCCAUUUAGUCCCAGAGAGGGCUUGCGGUCUAGAGCUGUCAUCAAACCUGUUAUCAUUGAUAAGGAUGUGAAAAAAAUCAUGGGAGGAUCUGGAACUGAGGCUAUGUUGGAGAAACAGAAAUCCACCUCCAAAUCAGGGAUGAACAAAGUGACAAGCAGCAUUACUAUCUACCCCUCUGACAGCAGUAGCCCUAGAGCCAACCCAGGUGAGAUCUCAAGGGAGAGGCACACGUCCACCAGCAAUAUCCAGGUUGGGCCACCAGAGCUCACAUCAGUUAGCAACCAUGUCAACUCCCCCUUUGAGGUCUCCAUUCAUAAACAUGAUAUCACCCUGCAGCUCACAGAAGCUGAGAGAAUGGGAGAUGGGCCCCUGAAGAACAGGCCAGAAACAGUGGUCUCUCGGAGCAGCAUUAUAAUCAAAGCAUCGGACUCUGUGGAAAGGAACAGCCAUGCACUCCCAACGGAGACAAUCAGGUGGAAAAGCCAUACUGCUCCAGAAGCAGGCUCCUCAGAGGCCAGACAUGUUACUGUGCGGAAUGCCUGGAAGAGUAGGCGAGACUUGAAAUCUUUAGAAGACCCCCUGACACGAAUAGGUAAAAACAUGGAAUCCACCAAUCCCUGUAUCCAAAGGUCUUCCACAGACUUCUCAGAACUUGAACAACCCAGGUCCUACCUUUUGGAGAAGGGGACUCGAAGGGUAGGAAGUUCAGGGGAUGCCCCUGAGCUGUCCUCCAGAAGGACCCAAAGUAGCCUCACUGUGUCAGAGGUGCUUACCCGUCGGACCCGGGCGGGAGACACUGUCAUGGCUGCAGCCUGGAACCACUCGGCAGGCACAGAGGAAGGUGAAGACUGCAUACUCAGUGUCUACAAACGACUGCCCAAUUCCUUGGAACAGUCUGAACUGCCCAUGAAGCAGGGCCUGCCAGAGUCUGGACGAGUACGGGCUGAGGACCGUUUACGGCCAACCAAGCCCUGUGCUGAGGAAAACUGAGCCAGCUGGAUGAGGUCUGCUGCCUCUCCUCUGCUUCUGCUUGUCAGCUCUUCCACCUUCCUGCCCUAUGAAGGAUCGAAGGCCAGUUGACCAAGCUAAACAUAAGGCCUUGACUGGGAGGUCAUGAUAGAGAGCUGGGAUAUGGCUCAGGUAGUUUUUGCCAGUUGGCCAGAGGGAAUCAUACUACAAGCUGUUCAGAGUCACCCAGGCCCAGCCUUCCCUGAUGCAUGAGUCUUCUCUCUCUCCUGGUCCUUGUUCCCCAGGUAGUAUUGUUCACCCUGGCCCCCAAAUAGAGAAAGAUACAGAAAUCUCUCACCACACAAUAGCAGUCAAAUGGCUCUUCUCUGCUCCUUGGUGGGUUAUUUCUGUAUCAUAGACCAGCCCCUUGUCCAUGUUCUGACUUCUUAAGUCUCCUCACCACAUCCAGUUCAUUCUUUGUUUGCCCUAAUAGCUCAAGUAGCUACAUAAGACUUACUAGCCAUCAGCUCCAUCUAGGGGGCUUUCCUCAGACUUCUAAAGCAGAAUAGGUCUGUCCUGCCUCAAGGGGACUAUGGGAGUACCCUUUAAGUUGACUUUUGUCUGACCUGGGCCCCUGGCUGAACCCUGGUUCCUGGGAGCAGAGCUUGCGGAAUACCCAUUGGAAUGACAACGUCCCUCCCAACACCAGCUCUCUCUGCUCACCUUCAAAGGCACCCAGACGUGAAUAAGCCUCAUGCAUUGCAUCUCCUUCCCUGGGUACCAUAAUGCUGCUGGCAUUGCCUGUUCUCCCUCCUAUGGCUGGAGACUUCAGGCUGACUUCAUAGUUUCCACCUUGGGAAGAUCCCUAGACUAAGCUGGGCCUGACCUACCAUACUCUACCUUCAAGGAAGUGCCCAGCAAGAGGGAAAGCAGAUUGGAAGAAGUAACUUCCUUUUAGUCACUCCACAAGCAAUAGCUCCAUGAAAGGCAUGGACUACAUGAAUACUUCCUCCUCUUCCAUCCCCCAUGGAGGAGUCAUUGCACUUUACCAAGCUGAUGCAUUCCUACAAAAGUGGGCCCAUGAUUUCUGCAAGUUGACUAUCAUUUAUGAUGACUUCAUUGGAGGAAAGAUGAUACAUGCCCGUCGAAGGGCCUCAGGUUUAUACAGUUCACAAUGCAGCAAACCUUUCAGGAAGCCACAUAAAUUAAAAUUCAUUAGUUCCUAUACCAGUCACUUGGGGAAGUUAAAAAGAAUUGGACGGUUUGGCACUGCUUUUUCUAUGGUAUUCUUUAAAUUCAAAGAAGGGAUCCCUUUUCAAAGGCUACCUUUAUAAAGCAGGUGUAAUUACCUUCAUAGCAUGAGCAUUGCAUUUAAGGGUCUAGAAGACUGGAUUUUUUCCAUGGCUUCAUUACUUUAUUGCUGUGUGGCCUUGGGUGAGUCAUUGUCCUCCUGGAGCCUCAGUUUCCUUAUCUGUAAAAUGAGUUUUUUGAAAUGGGUGGUCUCUAAGGUCCCCAUACCUGGUAUUCUAAGAUUCUUUUGUUUUUACUGUCCUGUAUUGGAUGAUUCCUGCUUUUGAAGGAUCAUCCGUGUGGGUUUGGGGAAUGUGUCUUCUCUCCUGCCUACUACUGUUUUCUUCGACCUUAUAUUUUCUGUGUUUUAAUCUCAUGGGGAUAAGCUCAAAGAACCUCAGUUUUCCACUCUGUAAUGUACAGAGAUUAGGUUAGAUGGUCUCUGAGGCCCUUUGUGACAUCAACCAUACCCAAUGCCAUACAGAAUCUCUUGGCUUUCAGGCCAAGGUGCUUUCUAUAAUACAAGUCUGCCUAUCUCCUAUUUUUAUGUAUCUGCUAUGAAUUUCCUGGCAAGAGGAAGGCUUAAGAUUUCCUAAAGAGGAAUUUGAGUCAUUCUCUCCACCUCCACUCAGCAUGAGAACCAGUGUUCAUCCUACCCUGGUUGGGGUCAAUCCUGAUGGGGAAGCACUAUUUUGCUUUCAGGGACAAGAAUGUAUUGCUCAUACUUGUAUUUUCUGGAGUUUUGCCAAUCUAAGGCCUUGUCAUGUGGCUUGCCUUUCCUUUCCAUAUUUCCACCCUAGAUCCCCAAUUUAAGAUACUAUUCUCCAAAUCUCUUCUUGCUGCUUCUCUUGGGUCACUGUUCAGAAACUAGCUCACUCAAGGCUGCAACCCCUCACUUGCAACCUCCCUGCUAUUCUCCUUCACUGAUUGGCAACCCUGAGAGCUCAAAGGAAAUUGACCUCUGUGGUGGCCAUCUGAAGGCACAGGAAAUUAAGUCUGUGGCUGUUCUGUUGGUAGAAACAGAAGGGUGCCAAGCCAUCCCUAAAAAGAUCUCACCAAUAAUUCUUGUUUUUGGUAUUGAUCCCUGGAUUCUGGUGCUGUAGCUCCUGGUGCCAAAGUCUGGAUCUUUCCACAUUUCAGCAGCAACACCAACAUCUGCUCCUGAAAAUGUCUGUGGAAGAAGGACAGCUGUGGUGCCCUUUUGCAGGGGCUGUCUUCUUGAAAUCUGAGUGCAAUAGGGUUUGAUUGUGACAGUUAUUUCAGGAUAAAUAUUUUCGUUUUUCAGUCUGCACACUUUAUAGAACAGGUGUAAAAUAGAUUUUAUUUUUAAAUGUCCUCAGCAUUGCAGAAAAUAACAUCGUAAUAGCAAGUCAAGGCUGGAGGCUUAGUUCCUCUGGGCUUCAAAUGGCUGGCAAAGCUGGCUGUCAAAUUCCAAAGUUGGAAGGCAUGUUUCUGAAAAGCAAUCAGCAUCUGACUGUUUGGACCCAGGCCUCCUGAUCAGAGGUCCUGGAAGAAGCCUCCAAAUCCAGGGGAGACCUGGUAGUUGAAUAGUUGUCUGAUCAAGCCAAAUAUUCUCACUGUUCUAGCCAACAAACCCACUUUUAUGACAAGCCUCUUCUACAGGUUGGCUCUAACUCUUAAAUUUUACCAGCAGGUGUGUGGUUGUUGGAGGGCUCUAGUGAGACUGGGGAAUCUGGCACUAGAGCUGCUUGGUUGGAACAAGUAGAGUUGGACUGGUUGUCUCUUCUACUCCUGCCACUGAUACUAAAACCAUCAGCGAAAGCUAGUGGAGGACAGAGUAAGCCAUGGCUAUUUGCUUUUGAGUGGCAAAGAAAAAAAGAGUGUGGGUUAAAGGGAUUUGCCCUGGGGCCAAGGACUUCAACCUCAGCUGCGGGCAAGCUUGCACAUAAAUCAUCCCCCUCUUAUGGGGUGCUAGGGAUGGGGAGGGGGGCGUGUAGUGUUCUUGGACUUCUUGUCCUGGGGCAGUUUUAGUUAUUCAUAGUUAGUGGGUCAGUGUCAAGUGCCACCACUUCCCAGUAAAGGAAUAGGGACCCGGAGGCAGAGUCCCUGGCUGCCUUUGUUGGUAUGGGGUUUUGUUUUUAUUGUUACUCUGGUAAGACUGCUUUGGAAGAGCUGCUUUUAGGGUUUAUGUUUUGAAUACCCCAAGUGGGGAACAGGGUUUUCCUCAAAAGCCUCACAACCAAUAUCAUAGGAAAGUGGCCCUAUUUUCCUGCUGCUUCACAGCUCAGAACAUAUACUGAAUGGAAUGUAUUUUUAAGAGAAUAAAGUCUAUUUUUUGUAUUUUAAAGAUUGCGAGGGCUAGGAAGGUUGCCCUCAAAUAACCUGUUAAUUGCAUUAUAGGCCCCUAUGCUGGGGGCAUCAGUCUGUUGGUCGGUCACCCUGCUCCUUGGCGCCUAGGUGCAGCAGCUUCUACAUUCCUGCUCCAAGCAUGGGACCAAGGAGGCCAGAACCUGUCACUGGAAACCAGGGCAUAGCCAUGAGCAGUAGCUCAGGGCUCCUUGGGUGCAUGUGUAUAGUUGAAGCUGCCUGUCUGCAUGUAUCCUCUGGCUCUAAUGCUCUCUGUUGGCUCUGCAGCACAUUAUGUAACCAAUAAAGCUCCCUAGUUUCCAUAU